Catharus ustulatus (Swainson's thrush) is the source of this 381-nucleotide messenger RNA. Its product is annotated as scale keratin-like. Gene Ontology annotation, molecular function: structural constituent of cytoskeleton. Gene Ontology annotation, cellular component: intermediate filament. The coding region runs from base 1 to 381 and encodes 126 amino acids. The transcript has 3 exons. Lineage: Eukaryota; Metazoa; Chordata; Aves; Passeriformes; Turdidae. The record is from RefSeq and is a predicted model, not a curated record.
AUGGGCCAGACUGGGCCUUACACCCCCGUGGCCACCUUCCCCUCCCAAGUGACAAGGAUGUCCUGCUAUGACCUGUGCACCCCCAAAACCAGCGUGGCUGUGCCCCAGCCCAUCGCUGAGAGCUGCAACGAGCUGUGCGCCCGCCAGUGCCCCGACUCGUCUGCCUUGAUCCAGCCGCCCCCCAUGCAAGCCGUGGUGGGCUCCUCUGGAGCACCGGCCUUUGGCGGCUCCCUGGGACUGGGCGGCCUCUACGGCACCGGCGCCACCCAGGCCUCGGGUGGCCUCUGCACCUUUGGCAGAGCCUGCGCUGCUCCCGCCUACAGCCCUUGCGCCCUGCCCCGCUACAGCAAGAAGCUCUGGGACACCUGUGGGCUCUGCUAG